AUGCGCAAGUUGCUAGGCAAGACCACGUCGGACUCUGCCCACGACACACCUUCUCAAGCAGCUAUCACUAGCUCGCCUCUUGCUCCCCAUUACCGCCCAACUGCAUCUCAGGAUGCUUUCCAUGAUGCCGGGGUACCGAUAGCCUGCCUCGACCGUUCUCCCGAUGGACGGUCCGCUGUGCUCGCUGGGCGCCAUGUGUUGAAGACGGUCACUUUCGACGAUCUAUCCGUAAAUGACGGCAUCGACCUACGCGCAUUACUAAUUGCUCAGCCCUCUCAACGGGGCAACAUUCCCACCUCAGUCGCCGACCAGCUGUCCAUCAAAGCCGUCAAGUGGGGCGAGCCACAAGGGAAGCAGGCCCUCUUCACGGCUGGCACCAGCGGCAAGAUCUUCCAGUACGACUUGGUGCGCGCCGGAACCACCGGCCUCGGUUCUCCGGUCGACUGUGUCCAGAUCCGGGAAGAUUCUCGCCAGGUCAACGCGCUGGACAUCAACCCCCACCGGAACUCGUGGUUACUGUCGGGCAGCCAGGACGGGAUUGUGCGCUGCUUCGAUGUCCGACAGCCCACACAGACCCGGACUGGCGCUACCUUCCGCUCCAUCCAGGCGUUCAGGUGCAACGCCGACGGUGUGCACCAUGUCCAGUGGAGCCCGCGAGAUGGAUUUCUCUUCGCCUGCGCCACCGAGCAAGGUUUCGUGCUCAAGUGGGACAUGCGGAAGCCCAGCGCCCCUAUCCUGCGCAUCAAGGCCCACGAAAAGUCGUGCAUGUCGAUGGCAUGGCACCCGGACGGCAUCCACCUCGUCAGCGGAGGUCUCGACAGCAAGUGCAACAUCUGGGACAUGUCUCGACAAGACAAGCGUCAGAAGCCCAAGUGGACACUCUCGACCCCAGCGCCUGCCGGCGCUCUGGCCUGGCGUCCGGGGCAAUGGUCUGCCACCGCCCAAGGAAAGCGUGCCUCGCAACUCGCCAUAUCCUAUGACGAAACUAGCCAAAAGCGUUACGGGAUAAAUGUGGUACACAUAUGGGACCUCGCACGGCCCACCAUGCCCUACAAGGAGAUACAAAGGUUCGACACCUCACCCAGCGCCAUGCUCUGGCACGACCAGUAUCUUCUUUGGACCGCAGGGCAGGACGGCAUUUUUAGCCAGUGUGACGUCACGUAUGCUCCGAAGGUCAUCGACCGCCAGGCCGUAUCUACCAUGGCCUUUUCCCCUCGAGGUGACGUGCUCAUGCUCCUCGACGAGCGCGGCCCUGCCCCAAGGCCCCGACCACAUAUUUUGCACCACGAGGAGGUCGGUGUGCCGUCUUAUAGUUCGAGCCCCACAACACCCAGGUUCAGUGUCAGCCGGAGUGACUCUGAGGAUGAUGCCAUGGGGAGCUUCAUAGGACCCAAGCGGCGUGGGAGCCGGAGGCGGCGGCCCAGCACCCGCUCCACAGCCACACUAAGUACGACACCACCAGCGGGUCCGACCACGGAAGAGAUUAUGUCACUUGAACAGACCAUCAAAGCCACCGGCACCUACAAGCCUCAGCAGGCCAUGGCGGUUGGUCACGUCCCGUCCACUGCCAACGUGGAAGUGUACGGAUACCUGUCCAUGAACUACCUCGAAGCACUUCACAAGGACCUGCCUUACUCAGCCGAUGCAGCAUCCCUGCCUGAGCGGGUUGCAACCAUCCUCGAACACUAUGCCAGGGCUGCGGCGAACGUAAAGCAGUUUCGGCUUGCGCAAACGUGGCGCAUCCUAGCCUAUUCUAUCGAUAUGCUGCUUCACAGGCGCGCACAAUACCAUCUUGACCGCCGCAUGGACCGCCACCACUACGCUGCGAGGAGAAAUAGCGAAGCCAAGGCGAAGGCAAAGGCAAAAGCAUUGGCGGAGCUCUUUGGUGCACCGGCACAGACCACAGUCGACGGAGAGGAAACACCCCGGAAGAUCGUGUCCAUGGUAAGCUUUGACAAGGCACUGCAUCCGAGAUCGUUACUGUCUGAAGAGCUUGAAAGCACCUCCAAUGUCCCCACCCCGGUUGCGCGCCCGGUUCCGGAUGACGCAGGGGUACCACAUUCUGUCGAAAGGGAACGUGGGAGGAAGCUGACUCCGAUCGUUGAACCCGAGAGCUUCACGCUCCCCCCAGCGGCGCAUCCGGCAUCGCUUGUUGCACGCAAACGCCUCGACUCCGUGCCGCUCUCCAUCGCAAGCCAUGAUAGCGGGGCGACACACGCGAGCACGGAAGGGUACGACUUCUAUGAUACCGAAGCCAUUCUCAAACCCGUCAAGGUCCCCAGUCCGAAGCCCAAGCCAACUCAGGUGCAUGACCACCGUGAGCAGGGAUCGCCGGGCACAACCCGGAGGCCGCUUCUUAGGCAGGACUCCGAAGAGAGUUACGUUCAUCUUUUUUCUAUCUCGGAUGAAAGCCGGCGGGCGACGGCUCUUACAACGUCAUCCGACGAUGGCAGUUUGACAGGACAGGCAGCCCGGGCAGCCAUCCUAGCGGGGCUUCGCAAGGGAAAGGACGAGAUAUCUAGCGACCACGAUGACGGCCUAGAAAUCCGGCGGUCCUCGAACCGCAACCCUGAUAUGCCGUUCCGCACGAUGCUCGGAAGAACCGAAACGGACAUGACGGCCUUUACCGAUGAGCAUCACGCCAUCACGCAAACCACCUCCGACAGCUUUGAGUCACGCUUCCCUUCACAAACGGAUGCCGACUUUGUGGUCGAGUCACCGGUGUUGGAAACUCCAUCCCACGAGUCCCCCAUGGCCCCCGACGACGACCAAUCCCCCUUCAUCGUCGAGACGGAUUAUCUCUGCUGGCCUGAUGACCACCCAUACCCCUACCCCAUUGACCCAGCAUCCGGCUUCUCAGCCGUCUCACACACCCCUCUCCAGCCCUACGUUCUCAUUUCCCGCGCCUUAGCCUUUGAAGCCAAAUCCUCGGCCCUCAACGCUUCAGCCAUUGUCCUGCUGCUGAAGCCCCUCCUCCCAGACGGCAUCAUCGACAAUUUGCAAGCUGCCGCCAUCCUUCGCCAACACCACAGCCGGCUGAUGAGCAUGAGGCUCUUCGUUGAAGCCGCCCUGCUCCGCAAGUUGUGCAUGAAGGGCUGGCCGGGCGGCGCGCUCGCCACCUGGGGCGACAACUACCCCGCCAUCUUCACCUGCGCCCAGGAGGGCGUGCAGGCAAGCUUUGCCUGCACGACCUGCCACAAGCCGCGCGAUGUCGACCGUACCGCGGCAUCGACCGAUUCUGUCUGGCGUUGUGAGCGCUGCACAGCCGUCAUGGCCCCCUGCGCUGUCUGUGGCGCCAGAGACGCCGUCGCUCCCAGCAGUGUGAUGCCCCUGCCCACAUCUACGCAUUCCAAACCCUGGCAGCAGCAACAGCAACAACCCAACAGUCCGCCCAGCGGAAUACAGGACCCAAUCCUAGCCACAUGGUGGUACUGCCCCGGGUGCGGCCACGGCGGGCACUCCUCCUGCCUAUCAUCAUGGCACGCCACACUCGACUCAUCAUCAUCAUCAUCAUCGGGCAGCUGGGGCGCGCACGCCGCACUGGCCGACGCCCCCGGCUCGGAGCCCACCGACGGCUGCUGUCCGCUCGACGGGUGCGGCCAUGCGUGUCUGCCUGCAAAGCCCGGCGCCGAGAGUGUCGUCAGCCGCACCACGGAGGAUGUGAGCCGUGUUGUGCGCGAGGCGACUAGGGCGGUGGCCAAGGCCACGGUCGCGGCGGCGGCGGCGGCGGCGGGGUGGCACUGUGGGUGGGAGGGUGGACAAAUUGGAUAG
Chaetomium globosum CBS 148.51 is the source of this 3771-nucleotide messenger RNA. RefSeq lists its product as uncharacterized. The transcript is spliced from 2 exons. Lineage: Eukaryota; Fungi; Ascomycota; Sordariomycetes; Sordariales; Chaetomiaceae. The record is from RefSeq and is a predicted model, not a curated record. The coding region runs from base 1 to 3771 and encodes 1256 amino acids. Gene Ontology annotation, biological process: positive regulation of TOR signaling. Gene Ontology annotation, molecular function: protein binding.